GUUUGACGUUUGAGUGUUUGUGAACGGUGCCUCGGUCUCUCGCAAGUCAUCGGUAAAACAAAUUUCACAGCCAAAAGUGACACAGCAACUGUAUCCCGAAAUUUAAAAUGUUCCGCAACCAGUACGACAGCGAUGUCACGGUAUGGAGCCCUCAGGGCCGCCUUCAUCAGGUGGAAUAUGCCAUGGAAGCGGUCAAGCUGGGUUCGGCCACCGUCGGUCUCAAGAACAAAGAAUACGCCGUGUUGAUCGCCCUGAAGCGAGCUUCCUCGGAACUGUCCUCGUACCAGAAGAAAAUCAUCUCCAUCGAUGACCAUCUCGGAAUCUCGAUCGCCGGAAUCACAGCCGAUGCGCGAAUCCUAAGCCGGUACAUGCGCCAGGAAUGUCUGAACUACAAGUACUCGUACGAUGAUAACUACCCGGUUGGACGAUUGAUUGCCAAUGUGGGCAAUAAGAUGCAAGUCUGCACCCAGCGCUACGAUCGACGCCCUUAUGGCGUUGGGCUGCUGGUGGCCGGCUUCGACGAUCAGGGACCUCAUAUCUAUCAGACCUGCCCGAGUGCCAACUUCUUCGAUUGCAAGGCCAUGUCCAUUGGUUCCAGAUCGCAGAGUGCCAGGACCUAUCUGGAAAAGCACUUGAACGAGUUCCCGGAUUGCAGCAGGGAGGAACUGAUCCGACACGGAGUGCAGGCUCUGCAGGACACUUUGCCCAACGAAGUGGAGCUGAACAAUAAGAACAUUUCCAUUGCCAUCGUCGGCAAGGAUGAAAAGUUCCGCAUUUUGGAGGAGCAAGAGAAUGCUCAAUACUUGACCAACAUCGUUCGUCGCGGUGGAGGUGGAAUUGGCCAGGCUGCUUCCAGUGGUGGUCAACCGCCGGCUGAUGAUGACCAGCCGCAGCCCCCAAACGAGCCGAUCCCAGCCGUGGCGAUGGAAAGCUAAAGUGGAGUGCUUCCGGGGAAACGUUGACCGGUGAGUCCUAUGUGACGUUUUGGGCGUAUUGCGACUCGGCGAAGACGUUUCCGGAGCAC
Ochlerotatus camptorhynchus is the source of this 1024-nucleotide messenger RNA. It is a transcript of the gene Prosalpha6, whose product is annotated as Proteasome alpha6 subunit. Lineage: Eukaryota; Metazoa; Arthropoda; Insecta; Diptera; Culicidae. Gene Ontology annotation, cellular component: proteasome core complex, alpha-subunit complex; proteasome core complex; nucleus. The transcript is spliced from 3 exons. Bases 108 to 935 code for a protein of 275 amino acids. The record is from RefSeq and is a predicted model, not a curated record. Gene Ontology annotation, biological process: proteasomal protein catabolic process; ubiquitin-dependent protein catabolic process.